Acanthosepion pharaonis is the source of this 465-nucleotide messenger RNA. The record is from the annotation of a GenBank genome assembly. Lineage: Eukaryota; Metazoa; Mollusca; Cephalopoda; Sepiida; Sepiidae.
AUGAAUCUAUCUAUCUACCUCUUCUUCUCUGUUAAGUAUUUAUCUCUCUAUCCCAGCCUCUGCCCAUGUUUGUCUGCCCAUUCUACCUAUCUAUUUAUCUAUCUAUCUGCCCAUUCUACCUAUCUAUGUAUGUAUAUCUCUGCCCAUAUCUAUCUAUCUCACUCCUUUUCAUAUAUAUAUAUCUAUCUAUCUAUCUAUCUAUCAGACAUACUUAGAGGAGUUAACUCCGACAAUCUAUCUAUCUAUCUAUCUAUCUAUCUAUCUCUUUACCUGUUUGUCUGUCUAUCUAUCAACCUGAUCUGCUGUCUCUCUGUAUAUCUAUCUAUCUAUCUAUCUAUUAUCUUAAAAACUGAUAUCUAUCUCAGUAAUCUAUCUAUCUAUCUAUUUAUCUAUCGCAGUCCUUUUAAUAUACAUCUGUCUGUCUAUCUAUCUAUCUAUCUAACUGUUGUGGUAGGAUCCACCUAA